Puma concolor (puma) is the source of this 1906-nucleotide messenger RNA. RefSeq names its product peroxisomal biogenesis factor 19 (gene PEX19). Gene Ontology annotation, cellular component: peroxisomal membrane; peroxisome. NCBI's taxonomy places the organism in Eukaryota, Metazoa, Chordata, Mammalia, Carnivora, Felidae. The record is from RefSeq and is a predicted model, not a curated record. Gene Ontology annotation, biological process: protein import into peroxisome membrane.
AUGGCCGCCGCUGAGGAGGCUUGUGGUGCUGGGGCCGACGCGGACCGGGAAUUGGAAGAGCUUCUGGAAAGUGCUCUUGAUGAUUUCGAUAAGGCCAAACCCUCCCCAGCACCCCCUCCUACCACCACGCCCCCUGAUGCUUCGGGGCCCCAGAAGAGAUCGCCAGGAGACACUGCCAAAGAUGCCCUCUUCGCCUCCCAAGAGAAGUUUUUCCAAGAACUGUUUGACAGCGAGCUGGCUUCCCAAGCCACUGCAGAAUUCGAGAAGGCCAUGAAGGAGUUGGCUGAGGAAGAGCCCCAUCUGGUGGAGCAGUUCCAAAAGCUCUCAGAGGCUGCCGGGAGAGUGGGCAGUGAUGCAACCUCCCAACAAGAAUUUACAUCUUGCCUGAAGGAGACACUAAGUGGACUCGCCAAAAAUGCCACUGAUCUUCAGAACUCAGGCAUGUCAGAGGAGGAACUGACCAAGGCCAUGGAAGGGCUGGGCAUGGAAGAAGGGGAUGGGGAAGGGAACAUCCUCCCCAUCAUGCAGAGUAUCAUGCAGAACCUACUGUCCAAGGACGUGUUGUACCCAUCACUGAAGGAGAUUACAGAAAAGUAUCCAGAAUGGUUGCAGAGUCACCGGGGGUCUCUUCCUCCAGAGCAGUUUGAAAAAUAUCAGGAACAACAUAGUGUCAUGGGCAAGAUAUGUGAGCAGUUUGAGGCCGAGACCCCCACAGACAGCGAGGCCACUCAGAAGGCUCGUUUUGAGAUGGUGCUGGAUCUCAUGCAGCAGCUACAGGAUUUGGGCCAUCCUCCAAAAGAGCUGGCUGGGGAGAUGCCUCCUGGCCUCAACUUUGACCUGGAUGCCCUCAAUCUGUCAGGCCCACCAGGUGCCAAUGGCGAACAGUGUCUGAUCAUGUGAAACACAACACGCGUUCGGCCCUGAUUCCCAGCCAUGGGGAACAUCUGGAGUCAGCAGAACCACUGGGAGCCGAGGCAGGAGUGUCGUCUGCAAGAGCAGUCUGCCCACUGCCCUCUGUCAUCCCAGCUGAGAUUGUGCCAUACCAGCUGAGGCUUUUACUCUGUCUUUCUGGUAAUAAGGCCUAUUGUGCGGGCCGUUUCUGUGAACCCUAUCCGUUGUGGUUUCUGCUGCUAGCAAAGGCCCAGCUACCUACCAGGUGAAGGAAAGCAUCCCUUUGGGGGCAUGCCCUUCUUCCCCCUCCCAACUAAUGUUAUAUAUGGCCACACUGAUGUUCACUUUUACAUCCAGGGUCUUUGUGCCUUGUCUCUACUCCCUCUCUCGGACUGGGGAGCAGAGACAGAGUCCUGGGGCUCCGUGUUUCUCUAGUUCUUUUGGGAAGAGCCUUUGGAAAUGAAUGGGGAGAAAUUCAGCCUGGGCUGGGGCUCUCGGUCUGUCACCGUGUCCUCUUGCCUUCAGACAGACCGUUGGGAAUUCCGUGGAGGGAAAGGAAGUAGGGGCUUUUGCCUCUGAUCACAGUAGGGUUGAAAGAGAAGCCCUGGGAUUCUCCUCUCGCCAGGUGCUGAGCCUCCAGGUCCCUGGUGUAGUUUGAGAACUCAAGUCACCAGCUUGGGUCUUUGUAUGACGCUGUGUGAUCUGGGUGAACCCAGCCCUUGACCUUCCUGUGCCCCCUGCCUCUCCUCCUCUUCUCUCUUUUUAAAUACCUGUUUAUCCCAGCCCUUCUCUGCACCCAAGCUGUGACAUGGAAGGGCCAUCCACUACUCUGAUUGGCCUCCUCCCUGGAAAACAUACAUAAUUACAGUGUCAGGUCUAGGAAAUGAAAGACCGUUCUUCCCCAGAUGUGUUCUGGCUUAUUUGAGACCUCUGAUUUCUCUGAAUCCUGUCCCUUGAUUAAGCAGGUGACUUGGGAACGGGAGUGGGGUGCAGCUCGGGUCCUUUCUCUUGACUA